CUGUCUCUCUACCUGCAGCCGGCAUCUCUGUCUCGCACGCCGCUGCUUCUGUUUCUUCUCCGGCCCUUUGGCUGCCUUGCCUCCUGCGGCUUCCUGCUGCCCUUUUGUCCCUCGUUUGCGUCUGUUCUUUCGUCCAGGCUUCUGCCCUGCUCUCGCCACGGGUUGAUACAUAACCACCUUCUGCCCCGAUGACAUUACGGUUCAAGCUCUCUGAUCUCCCCUCCGAGGAGGCCAAGGUCCAUCUCAAGUCCAUCGCAGAGUCGCUCCGGCGAUCCAAGCGCUGUGUGGUCGUCACUGGCGCUGGCAUCUCGGUGUCUGGCGGAAUCCCUGACUUUCGCUCCCAGAAUGGCCUCUACAAUCUCGUCAAGGAAAAGUACCCAACGUCCAUCAUGAAGGGCCGCGAUCUCUUUGAUGCCACCCUCUUUCGUGAUCCGACCUCGACGGCGCUCUUCUUCACCUUCAUGGGCGAGCUCAAGGACGUCAUUGCCAAAGCCUCCGUCACGCCGACCCACCAGUUCCUCAAGAGCCUCGACAGCCAGGGCAAGCUCCUGCGCUGCUACACCCAAAACAUUGACUGUCUCGAGAACCGCCUGAACAUGACCACCGAUAUCGAUCUGGAGCCGAAAGAUCUGGGGCUGCCCAAGGCCAAGCCCGACAAGGGCCAGCCCAAGGUCAUCCAGCUGCACGGCGACCUCGAUCGGGUGGUCUGCACCGUGUGCGGCCACACCUCCAAGUUCACAGACGAGGUCCAGACAAUCUUCAAGUCUGGGGCGUCGAUGCCGUGCGACCAGUGCGUUGAGCAGGAAAGCAUCCGGAUGGCCCUGGGCAAGCGCUCGGCCGCGGUGGGCAUGCUGCGGCCCAACAUUGUCCUCUACAACGAGCACCACCGAAACGGCGACAUGAUCGCAGACUUUGCCACCUACGAUCUGAAGCGGAAACCUGAUCUGCUCAUUGUCAUGGGCACCUCGCUCAAGGUCCACGGUAUCAAGCGGCUCGUCAAGGACAUUGCCAAGACCGUGCACGAGCUCAAGCAGGGCAAGGUCAUCUUCAUCAACCGCACCGAGGUCUCGGGCGAGUGGAACGGCGUCUUUGACUACCAUCUGCUGGACGACACCGACAUUGUCGUCGAUAUGAUUGAGCAGGAGGCCAAGCGGCUGAGCGAUCUGGCCCAGGUCCGAUCUGUCUCUCGGAAGGACCGAGGCAAGCGUCUGGAGCUCUCGGUGGAUCUUCCUGCCCACCCCGUCAAGCUGGAGUCCUCGCUCUCGUCGCUGUCGACCCAGAGCCAAGACUCGCCCCUCCCCGAUCUCGUGUCGAGCGACUCGGAGAGCUCCGAGCGCGAAUCCACCAAGGACGAAGCUGUGGCAUCUCCCGGCUCGGUUCCGGCUUUGGAUGUUGCUGCGGAAGAAGAAGCCCCGGCAAAGAAGCGGACACUCGAUACCGACGAUGCUGCGCCGGCGCCCAAGCGGACGCGGUCUGCCGCUGCUGCCGCUGUUGCUGCUGCUGCGUCGACCAAGACCGCCGUCGCCCGUACUCGCGCCUCCAAGAGAUCGGCCGCUAUGGCCCAAACCAAGCUGUCAUACAAGUCGACAAAGUCGUCGUCGCAUGUUGCUGUUACUGAUGCUGCCGGUGCUAGUGCUUCCGAGUCUGCUCCGGCGCCCGCCAAGAUCCCUGUCAUCAAGUUGGUCUUUCCCGCCAUCAAGACCGCCAAGGCCAUCAAGGCCGAGGACACCAAGCUCGAGAUUCCCCAAAUCCCGCGGAAGAUGAUCGUCGUCGACGCACAACCCGUCGCCUGAGGUCAGAUUGGCGCCUUUAUAACUUUGGAUGGGAGAGACCGCUGUUGCUGCUGUCUUUCCGCCGCCCCAGCCCAUCAUCACCCGACACACCCGAACAAUCUCGACGAUAUACUUCGUUUGGGCCGUGUGGAUGGAGCUGCAGUGUCGAUAGCAAUAUAUAUAUAAACCCGAUUGAUUCACAAA
Polychytrium aggregatum is the source of this 1976-nucleotide messenger RNA. Its product is annotated as DHS-like NAD/FAD-binding domain-containing protein. Gene Ontology annotation, molecular function: NAD+ binding. The transcript has 3 exons. NCBI's taxonomy places the organism in Eukaryota, Fungi, Chytridiomycota, Chytridiomycetes, Polychytriales. The record is from RefSeq and is a predicted model, not a curated record. Bases 189 to 1793 code for a protein of 534 amino acids.